Messenger RNA from Phaeoacremonium minimum UCRPA7, 1059 nucleotides. Its product is annotated as putative g2 mitotic-specific cyclin protein. The transcript is spliced from 3 exons. Bases 1 to 1059 code for a protein of 352 amino acids. Gene Ontology annotation, cellular component: nucleus; centrosome; cyclin-dependent protein kinase holoenzyme complex. NCBI's taxonomy places the organism in Eukaryota, Fungi, Ascomycota, Sordariomycetes, Togniniales, Togniniaceae. Gene Ontology annotation, molecular function: cyclin-dependent protein serine/threonine kinase regulator activity. The record is from RefSeq and is a predicted model, not a curated record. Gene Ontology annotation, biological process: mitotic cell cycle phase transition; regulation of cyclin-dependent protein serine/threonine kinase activity.
AUGGCCCCACCAAUCUUAUCUGAGCCCGAGGAAUAUUGGGAUGAAGAGGAAGAUGAGGAUCUCUAUGACGAGCAAGGAUACACAACUGCCCACUCAUACCGCUCUCAUGGGGACAACACGACUGGCGGCGCCACGGUUGUUCUCGCUCCCAAGGUCACCGCAAAAAUUCAGAAGGAAUUGGAUGAAGCCAGGAUCUUGACCGAGACGUCGCUAUCUCAAGAGGAUAUUGACGAGGAAGAAUGGGAUGUGAGCAUGGUUGCUGAAUACGGGGAGGAGAUCUUCUCAUAUAUGAGAGAUCUUGAGAUGCGCAUGGUACCGGACCCUCACUACAUGGAUAUACAGACGGAAAUCCAAUGGUCCAUGCGGUCGGUUUUGAUGGAUUGGCUUGUCCAAGUCCAUAACCGAUUUUCUUUACUACCGGAAACACUGUUUCUUACAGUUAACUAUAUCGACCGAUUCCUCUCCCGCAAGAUCGUCUCUCUCGGCAAAUUACAACUUGUUGGCGCCACUGCCAUAUUCGUUGCAGCUAAAUACGAGGAGAUCAACUGCCCCUCUGUGCAGGAGAUUGUCUUCAUGGUCGAUGGCGGCUACACUGUGGAUGAGAUCUUGAAGGCAGAACGCUUUAUGCUCUCCAUGCUUUGCUUCGAGCUGGGCUGGCCUGGUCCAAUGAGUUUCCUCAGACGUAUCAGCAAAGCCGACGACUACGAUCUGGAGACUCGCACAUUGGCCAAAUACUUUCUCGAGGUCACAAUCAUGGAUGAAAGAUUCGUGAGCAGCCCGCCUAGCUAUUUAGCUGCUGGCGCCCACUGCUUGGCGAGAUUGAUGCUCAAAAAGGGAGAUUGGAAACAUCACAAUGCAGUCUACGAGAAGUACUGCGAUCGCCGAUUCAAGCGCGCUGCUGCGUUCGUCGAAGAGCAAAUCGGUCGCGGCUUCACACUGCCCUACCACCAUUCCCUACCUCGCCCUUCCAUGGCUUCGAAUAUCAUGGACGACGACUCAGCGCUUAUGCGAUAUCCUCCACCACAAACUUCAGGGUUGCUUAUCCCUAUUGAAGGCUAA